Messenger RNA from Phlebotomus papatasi, 4960 nucleotides. RefSeq names its product homeobox protein abdominal-B (gene Abd-B). The coding region runs from base 470 to 1645 and encodes 391 amino acids. Gene Ontology annotation, biological process: regulation of transcription by RNA polymerase II. Gene Ontology annotation, cellular component: nucleus. Lineage: Eukaryota; Metazoa; Arthropoda; Insecta; Diptera; Psychodidae. The record is from RefSeq and is a predicted model, not a curated record. Gene Ontology annotation, molecular function: DNA-binding transcription factor activity, RNA polymerase II-specific; RNA polymerase II cis-regulatory region sequence-specific DNA binding. The transcript is spliced from 10 exons.
AGUACCGCCGUAUAAGUUGUUAGGGAAACAUGCAUUUUAGCUGUUUUCAUUAUUAUGUUAUUUUCUGAAGGAGACACAGCCACAAAAAAUCAAGAGCUCUUCAAUUUGCACAGUGAUACUUUAAUUAGAAACUUCUUUAUUGCAAAUUUGUGAAGUGUUUAGAAUUUAAUAAAAUAAAAUAACAAUUCACGCGAUUUUUUUCAUAAUUUUGUGUUAUACAAGGACAAGUUCGUGUGGAAACCUUAUCAUUUUUUAAUUACAUUUUUAAGCAACGAGUGGUUUAAGCAAGAAAUUUUGGCAACAAAUGAGAAAUACGGCAGAAAUAUACAAGGACAUCAUCAGAGUAUACAACAGUAUGCAAUAAAAUUUGAUUGAUAUUGAGUGAUAAAUAGCAAUUAUGGAUGACAGAAAUGUGUUAUUCCAGAUUUAGAUAAUAUUUACAGCCGCUGUAUGAGGAAAGCAAGCAGUUAUGUACAUUAGUGACUUUAAGGCUUCUAGUAAUGACAAUUACUUUGGCGCUUACAAAGUCGGGAGUACAAUAAUCAUUCCGAAGCUCUUCAACAGGACUCACGCUAAUCUGGCCAGUGCGGCUUACGGGUCGCACGCCACUGCCGGGGCCUGGUGGGGGCAGCACACACACACCCACGCUUCUGGUGCUGCCAUGUACGAGGACACCGCCGGUCAGGCGGGAGGACAUAGUCCACCAUCGGCCAUCCAGCAGCAAUCGAGCCAACAGGCGAAUCAUGUGGUGCAACAACCCCCAAAUCAGCCAAACACAGGUGGUGUCCAGCAGUCCAAUGCGGUUGCGGGACAGACACAGAUCGUGGCGCCAUCGACGGCGAGUGAGUCUCCGGCAAGUGUCAGCUCACAGCCGGCAGGCCCCCUUCAUAUACCUGCAAAACGUCCAGGAUUUGAGCCUGAUCCUUCCGUCAUAAGACACCCACACGCCUGGGGCUAUGAGACUGGUUUUGAAUCACAAUAUCACACCCACUCGCAGUACUAUCUCGAGAGGGAUCGCAAGUCUGUCUACUAUGGGUAUCCAGAAGCGCAAUUUCCACAGCCACCUUAUUGGAAUUACCGAGAUCAACCAUCUUACCUAACGGAUGAUCGCCAUACAGCGAGACAGACAGUCGAAGGCACGGGCACUCAGUCCGCCUACGAUACCACUUAUGCCACUAGUGGACUUAGGCCCUAUGCUAGUGAUGCCUAUUCUACGCCAGGUGAGUCUCCAGGAUCAAGCUUAACAGCAGCUGUUGGUGUGGGAACCGUAGGAUCUUGCACACCUUCAAAUGCUCUAGAAUGGACUGGUCAGGUGACAGUACGAAAGAAGCGCAAGCCCUACUCAAAGUUCCAGACGCUGGAAUUGGAAAAGGAGUUCCUCUUCAAUGCGUACGUGUCGAAGCAGAAACGUUGGGAGUUGGCACGGAAUCUUAAUUUGACGGAGAGACAAGUGAAGAUUUGGUUCCAGAACCGACGGAUGAAAAAUAAAAAGAAUUCCCAGCGUCAGGCGGCUCAGCAAAACAAUAAUAACAGCUCGAGCAGCAACCACAAUCAUGGACAAGUUCCACCACAGCCCCAUCACAAUCCACAUCACAUUAACUUAGGUCUCGGCAUGACCCAUCACGGGCCCAAGAUGCACCAGUGACCCUCAGAACAUGACGGUACCAUGGGGUUUGCCACUUUUUGAGCCCACCCAGAUCAAUUAGCGCCCCAGGGAUAGACACCUAAUUACCUUGACCUUCAGUGGACAAUUUUCCAUGGUGUGCCGCCUGCCACAUGCUCUGAGCUUUGGAAUAAUACUUGGGCUUUCACACAGAAAAUUUUCAAUUGAACACAAUAUUGAAAAAUAAAGAGAAAAACUAGUAAUAUUGUCAUGAUAAGAUCCCUGUAUUAGUAGCUAAUAACACAUGUAGGUUUAUUUGUAAAAGAAAUGCAAAAGAGAUUGGGGAAAAAUAUCAACAGUAAUUUACAUUUUAAUGUAAAUAAAAAUGUUGUAAAUCUUUUUUUUAAUGUCCUUUUGUAGUCGAAUGAAAUGCAAGGAAAAAAAUGAAAGAAAAGAGUGACAGUUCAAGGCAAAUUUUUCGUGAAAAUUUAGGUUCAAUUCUUGUUUUGGUAAAGCCACUUAAGAGCCUGAAAAGCUCUCAAAAACUAUUGCAAUGAAAUUCAAUAAUUUAUUCAACAAAAAAAAUUUCUUAAAGAAUAACUUUAAUUUCAAAUUAUUGAUGACCACAGAAACUCAUUUUUUUCGUUAUACUUACAAUGAUAUGUGAUUUUUACUAAUUUAUGUUUAAUUUCAGCGAUUUGUAAUGUUUCAAUUUACGUUUUCUAGUUAAUAUGCGUAUUUAACUAUUGUGAUCAUAUUUUAUUUGAUAACGAUGAUGAGUUAACCUUUGAUUUUGUCUUUCAAUAACAAGGUGUAAUAAACAAGGAACAUAAGGAUGAGACAAACAAAUUUACAAGUUUUAUAGAACAUCUGUAUAAGAUUCGGCAGAGAAAGGAAAUAAAAUGCAAAUUCAAGAAAAAAAUUAAGAAAUAUUUUAGGAUUAACACUGAAAGGCCAUUGGUAAAAUUUUAUUGCAAAUCUAAUUUCAUAAUGAAGUUUGCGGUCGUAUAGAAAUACUUUUUAAUAAAAAAUGGUCGCGAAAGUUGAAUACGUUUGCAAAAUUGAGAAAAAAAUUUAAGUUUUAUUAAAUGACAUUUAUUAAACAAAUAUGGAGCAUACAACUGGAAGAUACAUCAAGUGCGAAAGCCUUUGUUUUAAAUGUCGUACAAGAUGAUUUAGGUAAAUUUUUACCGAAUGACUUAAAAAAUUGUAGAUGAGAUAACUUAUUAUAAUUUUGUAUACUAAAACCAAUCGGAAAAAAUAGAACAACCAUACCCGGGAUAUUUGCAAACACACAUUAAUGUAAUAGAGAACACUUUAGACAUGUACUCUAAAUAAAAAAUAUUUAGCCUGUAAUUUCAAAUUAAAUUAUUGUAAAUACAUAACUUAAAUUCAAUAAUUAAAUAACCAUAUUGUAGAUUAAUCAAUAAUGCUAAAACAAAAUAAAUAAAAAAAUAAAUGUGCUCAAACAAUUUAUGUACUUGAUCAGAUAAAAAAGUAAAAGAAAAAAACAGAAAAAACAGAGUUACUUGGGAGAAUUUAAGAUUAGAGCUCUUUAAAAUUAAAAAAAAACUUCUUACAAAGGCUUUUUGUAGCAAAAAAAAAAUAAUGAAACAACAAAUCGAGCAGAAAAAACGAAAGAAUUUAACAGAUUAACGUGUAUUUAUUUUAAGUUUUUAUUUCUAUUAUUGUUGAAUUUUUGAUCUUUGCAUUUAUAGUUUUUUUGUGUAAUAAGGAAAUCAAGUUAUAUCGUAUUUGGUUAAACCUUCAGCCAAACUUAAAGUUUUUCUUUGCAUAAUGAAUAGUCAAGAGAUUAGUGAAGAAAAGUCCAAAAAGAAAAGCCCUGCGAUUUAGAAAUCACUUUGAUGUAAGGAUUUUAUUGCAAUUAUUGCAGAUGAAAAUUCCAAAGUACAAAAAAUGAGAAAAAUAAGAAUUAAAUAACCAGAUCAUGAAAUAAUCUGUAAAAGAAAAAUCUUCAAAAUAUCAGAGCGAAUUUUUGAAAAAAAAUGGAAAUAAAAGGAAAAACCUCUCUUUCAACCGAAUUUAGUAAAUAAUCUUGAAUAGAUUGCUGCAUUGACGCUAAAAUCUCAUAGCAAAAAGUAUGUUGAAAGCAAUUAUUUUUUUUCUUUGUGUUAUUUCCGUAACUGUAUAGAAAAAAAUAAAAAAGGGGAUUGAAAAACCAGAGAUUUCAGGAAUAAAUGAAAGAUUAAAGAACAGAUAGUGCCAUAAAUGAACAUUUUUCUCACUCACCAAAAUAUAUUUCAACUAACAAAACAAUCUUGAAUGUCUAUUGAAAUGCUGUUUACUUUAGACAGAACUCUUUUCUAAAAUUUAUUAGGUAAAUUUCCAUUUAAAAUUGAUUUUCUUCAUACAUUUAUUUUUUUUUAUUUUGAUUUUUGGAAAAAUACAAAAGUUUUUUAAAAAGAAUCUCCGCUCGAAAAUAAUUCACCAGACAAAGUAAGAGAAAAUAAGAUAUUUAACUAAGUAAGUUAAUUAAUAUAUUUAGAAUUUGAUUAUAAAAUGAGAGAAAUAAAAAAAGAAAAAUAUUAAAUAUUGAUAUUAAAGGACGAAAAAGGACGCAUGGAAAUUGGUAUAAAAAUGAUUGUAUUUGAUGUAAUGUGAGUCUUACAAAAUUAGUUAAAAGAAAAAAUGACAUGAGGAAAAUGAAGAUGAAUCUUUCUGAAGUAUCUGCAGAAUUACAAUGAUAUUAUUUAUCCUAAAAUAUAAUAUAUACAAGAUUAAUGGUAUGCGCACAAUUAUUUUUGUUUUGUAAACAUGUUUUCGAAAUUAUUGUGGUUGAGAGAGAUAACCAAAUAUAAAUUUCGCAUAUAUUCCGUGGCAACUAAAUUAUGUUAACAAAACAAAAGUAUUUAUGUGCUGCUUAAGACUUCUUCACAUUAAACAAAAGACAAGCAUAAUUUUGCAAAAAAAAACAUCGGUUAUGCCACAGAAUGUCAGCCAUUUUGAAAAUUAUGGUUGACUUAUGCAAAAAUAGAUUGAGUGUUUGCAACAUGUGAAUGAAGCUUUAUUAUGAUGUACACAUAAUUAGUUUUGGAUACAUGUUUUUGAAAGCUAGCGAAACAUAUUUCAAUUUCAAAGAUAUUUUCAAAAAUAAUUGCGAGUAGAUCGUAAUACCCUGUGUUUUCGCACUGUAAAUAGUCAAAGAAGUAAGUCAAUAGGGUGAGGAAGAGAAAAAUUUUGCGUAAAUAUCGUGGGUAAAAUCACAGAAAACAUUUUAGGUAAAAAAAAAAUGAAUGACAAUUUGGACAAUGAUGGAUAUAUUAUUAUAUCGAAGAAUGAUGAGCAGAUAAAGAUGAAAAAUUAAGCAAAGAAUAAAUAAAGCAUUGUACUUUCUGG